AUGUUAGAGAAGGCAGGAGAUGGAUAUAUGUUAGAGAAGGCAGAGGGUGAAGAUAUGUUAGAGAAGGCAGGAGAUGGAGAUGUGUUAGAGAAGGCAGAGGGUGAAGACAUGUUAGAGAAGGCUGGUGAUGAAGAUAUGUUAGAGAAGGCUGGUGAUGAAGAUAUGUUAGAGAAAGCAGAGGAUGAAGAUAUGUUAGAGAAGGCAGAGGGUAAAGAUAUGUUAGAGAAGGCUGGUGAUGAAGAUAUGUUAGAGAAGGCAGAGGAUGAAGAUAUGUUAGAGAAGGCAGGAGAUGGAUAUAUGUUAAAUAAGGCAGGAGAUGGAGAUAUGUUAGAGAAGGCAGGAGAUGGAGAUAUGUUAGAGAAGGCAGAAGAUGGAGAUGUGUUAGAGAAGGCAGGAAAUGGAGAUGUGUUAGAGAAGGCAGAGGAUGAAGGUAUGUUAGAGAAGGCAGAGGACAAAGGUAUGUUAGAGAAGGCAGGAGAUGGAGAUGUGUUAGAGAAGGCAGAGGGUAAAGAUAUGUUAGAGAAAACUGGUGAUGAAGAUAUGUUAGAGAAGGCAGAGGAUGAAGAUAUGUUAGAGAAGGCAGGUGAUGAAGAUAUGUUAGAGAAGGCAGAGGAUGAAUGUAUGUUAGAGAAGGCACGGGAUGAAGAUAUGUUAGAUGAAGGCAGGGGAUGA
Ostrea edulis (European flat oyster) is the source of this 672-nucleotide messenger RNA. RefSeq names its product gametocyte surface protein P230-like. The record is from RefSeq and is a predicted model, not a curated record. Lineage: Eukaryota; Metazoa; Mollusca; Bivalvia; Ostreida; Ostreidae. Bases 1 to 672 code for a protein of 223 amino acids. The transcript has a single exon.